UAGCAUUAGUCAGUUUAACACUUAAAUCCUUUUUUGAAGAGUAUUAAUUUUGACAGUCAUAAGUUUGUGUAUUUUGUUUUCAAAACUGACAUGACUACAUUGUUAAUCUUUGUAUUUAUAUAAUCUUUUAUACUCUUAUGUAUUUAUGAAUGAAAGGACGAGAUGGCAAAAUCUAUAAUAACUUAUCCUGGAGAACAAAAACAACUUUGCUGUAAAAAUAUACAACGAAAGAACGUAAUGGUUGCUUUGCCGGGUUGCACUCUUGAUGACUUAGCAGUGGCGGCUUUACCAGAUAGCUGGGUUCCAAAACGUGCUGGCCCUACUCUUACGAACUACCUCAAAGAAAGCAAGAUAAAUCAUGAAAACGUGUUAGAAAAUAUCACAAAAAAUGCUCUUGUAAUCAAUCACAAUAUUGAUUCAAAAAUUCGAGCACUAUCAGAAAAUUUGCUAAUUUACAUCAAGCAUAAUGAACAAGAUUUAAAUUGCGUCGUUGAAAAUCUUAACCGAAAUGGCGAUACUUAUCAGGCCGAGAGAAACAAUGCUCUUAAAUGUGUAAGUAAUUUAUAUUCACGUCAUAUCGGUGAACUUUCUACAUUCAAACGUGAAGCAUUAGCCUUAGAAAGACAGAGAGUUGAUGAAAUAAGGAAAAUAUUACAAGAGCAGUUUCAACGUCUUAUAUGUAUCGGUCAUCGUCCCCCGAGAGACUUGCUUCAUGAGUUUGAUCAGCAGGUAUACGAAAUCAAUCAGCAACUUUUAAGUAAUUCCAGGGCUUACGCAGAAUUAGAGGUUCAACUGCAUGCACAACUUCAUGAACUUAUUAUUGCAAUUAAGUCCAACAUUAAUCAAAUCUGCUUGGGUUAUACUGUAGAAGGUCACAGACAUAGUGCUUAUCCUUGGCAACACGAAGAAAAGAUACCGUAUCGUCGAACUGCUAGUGCUUCAUUCGACAGCAGAGUUGGAAUUAUGAAACACUCCAUAGGCCAAAUAAUAGAUGAUGUACAAGAGUUUGAUGAAUGUGUCUCACUUUUAGUACAAGCAUAUCGAACGGCAGUUAUUAAUAUAUUAAAUGGUUUCACUGGAAAAUUAAGUGAUUUACACAGUCACAUAGGUACUUCAAGCUUUCUGAGGAUGACACCUCAAAGUGAUGUUGGAAUGGACUUGCAAACUGUGAUUGAUCGAAUUUUACUACGGUUGCCGAUAGAUCUGGAAAAACGAACAUCAGGUGAUUCGGUGCGAUCAGAUACUCUAGAAAUGCAGAAAAGUUUAUGGUCAUUGGGAGAAAGGCUCCGAGACACAUAUAAUAUUUUACAUGACUCAGCUCAUCUCUGGGAUGCCCACAUGGUUAGAUCUGCACUCGCGCAAAAAUUAACAAUGGCUUGUGUUGAGGACCUCUUUACUAGUAAUGAUUCUAUUGAACUUGCUAAUGAAGUUACAUACAAUAUUGCCUUGGAACAGUUGCGAUCCGUAUCAGACGUUGAUAAAUUACAACAACAGUAUGAUAUCGUUUUAGCAAUGCUUGACCGAGCUGCUGAUCUUUAUAAACAACAUGGUGAUUCUGAAUCAAAACGGUUGGAAUGUUUUAUGGAUUUUCCAGAAGUGAUGACCAACGUACUAAUAUCUGAAUAUAAUUGUUUCCUAGAAAAGUUUCCGAGAGCACCAGUUCCCAUAUCAGAUACUGGUUUGAGACAAACUAACGAGUUAUUCGAAAAUACUCACAGGUUAGAUGUUAAUUCAUUGCAAACGCCAUUACCACGGGCAAUAUUACAGACAGAGUUGCAAGGCUUAUAUUUGUUAAAUUGGAGAAAUGGUUUUCUUGAAACAUUUGCAAAUAAUGUAUCAUAUUUGCGCGAGGAACUUAUACACCAUGUUAGGAUGUGGAUAGACGAAAAAGCGCGAACGUUACACAUGCGUCAUUCACUGAAACUUAUCUCUCAUAGCAUACGAAAGGAACGGGUAAAAGCUGCUUACAAUCUACGUCUGGCAGAAUUAAAACAUCACGAUUUACGUUUGGAAUCACAUCUCAGUGCCGUUUACGAAUUAGUUGAAAGCUUGCCUUUUAUUGCCGCCGAUUACUUGUCUCUAGAUGCUCAAGAGCUGUAUCCUUUCAGUGUAUGGAUAGAUAGAAUCAGAGAUAAUAUAGAUGCUCUUAUGACUCAAGGUCCGAUCGAUGCUGAAGUAGUGAGAUUGAAAAUGUGCAGUUACGCCCUGCGCUUAACCAAACAUCGAAUGCUUUUUGAAAAUUCACUCAACGCGGCCAUUGAAAUUUGCAAAAAGCAAAUGGAAAACCGAAUACAGGAAGCUCGUAUUUCUAACGUCCGUUUCGCGUCGCAUCUUAAACUUCAUAGUGAAGGUGGACGUUAUUCGGCGCAAGAGGCAACUAAAGCUCGUGCAUCUUUAAUGAAAAGCGCAGACGCUAUAGAAUCAUGCUUGUCUCGUGCCUUUGACUCUCUAAAUCAUCGCCGAUCCCAAAUAUUAAUUCUUGCGGAUCAGAAAUUGUACCCAAUUCAAAAGAUUGUUGACGAAUUUGUGAAGCCUGUGAAAUCUAGCUCUAAAGGAAUGGCUGAUAAACGCAAACCUACGGGAAAGAAAAAGUAAGAAUGGGAAACAUGUUCUUGUGAAAUGAUAGAAAAAGAAAUUAUUUACGUUGUUCUCAAUUAAAAGAAGUAUAAAAAUAAAAUGUAACUAGCUAUCAAUAUGGAAUAGUGAUAAUGUCUCUUUUAUAUUAAGUGUUGCAUUUAAAUUUAUCUUUGUGCAAUUUAGAGAAGAAGGGUUGGAUACUGAUGAUAUAUUACAAACACAAUGUCUUUUAUUGAAUAAAAAAUAAAUUUCCAAUCUGUAAUGUUAUUUGUUCAAACAUUUACGUUUGAAAUCUUAACAGAUAUAAGUUAAUUAAAUAUCCACAUUCACAUAACUGUUAAAAGCGAAAUAAGUAUUCAUCCAUUCACACCAAAUAAAUAAGCAGGAUCAGUCCGCGGUGCUGUCUGCUUAGGAUUCAGUUUGUACGGCUCUCUGUAAAUAUAAAAUCGCAGAAAAUUACUAUUAUAGUAAGAAUUAUUGUUCUUCAUGGUCCGAGCAGAAAGCAACUAUGUGGUUAAAAUUUAUUUUCCGUAAAUCAUAUAAAUAAUCCACUAUACCAUUCAUAGGGAA
Molecule: messenger RNA, 3147 nt
Organism: Chilo suppressalis (striped riceborer)
Lineage: Eukaryota; Metazoa; Arthropoda; Insecta; Lepidoptera; Crambidae
Source: the annotation of a GenBank genome assembly